Messenger RNA from Cladophialophora immunda, 732 nucleotides. RefSeq lists its product as uncharacterized. The transcript is spliced from 2 exons. The record is from RefSeq and is a predicted model, not a curated record. NCBI's taxonomy places the organism in Eukaryota, Fungi, Ascomycota, Eurotiomycetes, Chaetothyriales, Herpotrichiellaceae. Gene Ontology annotation, molecular function: acyltransferase activity, transferring groups other than amino-acyl groups. Bases 1 to 732 code for a protein of 243 amino acids.
AUGCACGUUCGACCUGCCCGGAGGACAGAUCUUGCAGACCUGGCCACCAUCGCCAGAGACGCCAUGUUCGAUGAUGAGUUGACCAUCUUUCUAGCCCCUAAUCGUCACCGACAUCCGGAAUGUCUUCGACAGGGAGUCCUCAGACGUGUAAAGAAGCGCUUCUACGACGGACAUCUCGUUCUUGCUGCCGUGUCGGAUGAGAAUGACGUGUGGUGGGACGGCAAGGAGAAGGUGGUUGGCUAUCUUUCUGCUAUCUCUACUAAGAAAAACGCAGACGAAGACAAGGAGAAGAAAUCCUGGCUGCCGUUCUCCUGGAAUGCACUCGAGCUUCAGCUCCUUCGUCUCGAGGACCUCUUCCAAUGGUAUGCUCACGCCGAUAGAUCACUGUCCCGAAAAGCCUGGCUACAAUUCGUCAACAGUCCUCUUGACACUAGACCAUUUGCAGACCUCAAAGAGUAUUGGCACGUGGACCAUCUGUCCGUCGACCCGGCUCAUCAGAGGAAAGGUAUCGGAUCCGCCAUGAUCAAGUACCUGCAGAACAUAGCAUCGGAGGACAACUUACCCAUAGCUCUUGUGGCAAGCCACAAAGGUAGGCCAAUGUACAAAAAGUCAGGUUUCGAGGAUCGUGGCCCUUGCCAGAUGGCAUGCCUCGUCAACGAAGCAAUGGCAUGGUUUCCCACUGCCCUGGCCACCUCGCGUUCACCCGGCGAGACGAAGGAUGCCUACUCUUGA